GCAUCAUCGCAUCAUGUUAUCGAAAUACAAUAAUACCCAAAUUGAGCAUAAGCAAAGCAAAAAAGAAUGGGGUCUACAAUGGUAAAACCAUUGGUUAAAAAUGGAAAUUUGUUGGAUGCAUUGCCUUCUCAGGCAACACUACAUGUAGUUAUGUUAGGUUUGGAUUCUGCGGGGAAAACCACGGCAUUAUACAGACUAAAGUUUGAUCAGUAUUUAAAUACAGUGCCAACUAUUGGGUUCAAUUGCGAAAAGGUACAAGGUACUAUUGGCAAAGCAAAAGGAGUUCAUUUUCUCGUUUGGGAUGUGGGAGGUCAAGAAAAACUAAGGCCACUUUGGAGAAGCUAUACACGUUGCACCGAUGGCAUAUUGUUCGUUAUUGAUUCUGUUGAUACGGAACGCAUGGAAGAAGCAAAAAUGGAAUUAAUGCGAACGGCUAAAUGUCCAGAUAACCAGGGUGUUCCCGUGCUGAUAUUAGCAAAUAAGCAGGAUCUUCCAAACGCAUGUGGUGCAAAGGAGCUGGAAAAACUUUUAGGACUUAACGAACUUUAUAAUCCAGUGCCGAAUAUAUCAAUGCUAACAAGUUCCGACUCUUCUUCGGCAAUCAACUUAAUCGGGUGCAGCGUGUCAAACCAAAGUAUUACAGAAAGUCCGUUAACAGAACAAACAGCGAGUCACUUGCAUUCAUCAAUGAUUCACAUUAAACCUGCUGAAAGCAAUGACCAAAAUUCCACAUUAAGUGGAGGAUCAUUGCCGGCAUUCAUUUAUCCGCAUUCUUACAAUGAUUCUUCUGUAUUGGACCAAAAAAUUCAGCGUGACGUUAAAAGCAGUUUUCAUAACAAAAAACAUAACAGGACAAUUUCCAACUCGGUGCAAUUUAGAGGGUGGUAUAUACAACCAACCUGCGCUAUAACUGGCGAGGGUCUUCAAGAAGGCUUGGACGCUCUAUAUGAUAUGAUUUUGAAACGCCGAAAAAUAAACAAAUCUCAUAAGAAGAAGCUGUAGCAUAAGUAAUCGGCAGUGCUUGUCUGUCAUUGUUUUUUUCUUAAUUUUAGCACAAUUUAAUAAAUAAAAUCGCACAAUA
Molecule: messenger RNA, 1081 nt
Organism: Drosophila rhopaloa
Lineage: Eukaryota; Metazoa; Arthropoda; Insecta; Diptera; Drosophilidae
Gene: Arl4
Product: ADP-ribosylation factor-like protein 4A
Exons: 5
Coding region: 67-1002 (311 amino acids)
Biological process (GO): vesicle-mediated transport; intracellular protein transport
Cellular component (GO): cytoplasm
Molecular function (GO): GTP binding; GTPase activity
Source: RefSeq, a predicted model, not a curated record